GAAUCAAUGUCAGCCAAUGAAGAAACGGUAGCUAUCAGCAUCUCUCUUGCUGCUACUAAUAUCAGAACUGAACUUUAUCAUGAAACCAAAAACGAGACAACAUUUUAUAUAAACCAAAAUAAUUUCAGUUUCAGGCUGUUGGUAAUAUUCUUAUGGUAGUUUUCUGGGUUUCCCACUCACACUCAGAUGUUGGGUGGUGCACUUUUAACCCCAACAACUCAAAGCCUCAAGGCAACAAGAACAAUUGCAAUGCUUUAUCCAACUCAUAGAUUAUUGUCUCUUAAGAACCCAGUAUCAAAUACCAGAGGAUUUUCAUCAAAAGAGAAUAUUUUUAUCAGAGGUCAACAAAUCAACAUUAAACAAUUUUUUGGCCUUAUCUCGGGUCAUUCUCCACGAAACAAAGCAGGAGUUGUUUCCCCCAGGUGUGGCCUGCCACUGACAGAAGAGAAUGUGGAGAAGGUUUUAGAUGAGGUAAGGCCUGGCUUGAUGGCUGAUGGAGGGAAUGUGGCAUUACAUGAGAUAGAUGGUCUUGUUGUUGUCCUCAAGCUACAAGGGGCAUGUGGAUCAUGUCCUAGCUCAGCUAUGACAUUGAAAAUGGGAAUUGAAACUCGCCUCCGGGAUAAGAUUCCAGAAAUCUUGGAAGUGGAGCAGAUAAUGGACACUGAGACCGGUCUCGAGUUAACCGAAGAAAAUGUUGAAAAUGUAGGGGGAACUUCUUGCAUCGUUUCUAGCAUUUCCAUAAUUUCAUUGGCCUUUUGGAAUUUUGAUUUUAAGUAUGAGGUUCUUUCUGAAAUUAGACCAUACCUUGUUGGCACUGGGGGAGGAAUAUUAGAGCUUGUUCAGAUAAAGGAUUAUGUUGUCAAAGUUCGGCUAAGUGGACCUGCAGCUGGGGUUACGACAGUUCGUGUUGCCUUAACACAGAAGCUGAGAGAUAAGAUACCUGCUAUUGCAGCUGUGCAACUAAUAGACUGAUGUCACAUACAAUACAAGUUUUUUUAUAUUUUGAUUUAUCUGUUACAUUGCAAACUCGUACCCUUUUGACAUGGUUUUAGCCGUAUGAAAAAAGAGCAGAUACUAAAAUCAAGGAUUUUGACUUUUUUGUUGUCGAAGGUUAACAUAUACUGAGCUAAAAUUAAUGAAAAUGAUGACAACUUGCACUGAGUGAA
Messenger RNA from Glycine soja, 1166 nucleotides. Its product is annotated as nifU-like protein 3, chloroplastic. Gene Ontology annotation, cellular component: mitochondrion; chloroplast stroma. The transcript is spliced from 4 exons. Bases 187 to 972 code for a protein of 261 amino acids. Gene Ontology annotation, biological process: iron-sulfur cluster assembly. Lineage: Eukaryota; Viridiplantae; Streptophyta; Magnoliopsida; Fabales; Fabaceae. The record is from RefSeq and is a predicted model, not a curated record. Gene Ontology annotation, molecular function: iron-sulfur cluster binding; iron ion binding.